This is a messenger RNA of Rotaria sordida, 756 nucleotides long. NCBI's taxonomy places the organism in Eukaryota, Metazoa, Rotifera, Eurotatoria, Philodinida, Philodinidae. The record is from the annotation of a GenBank genome assembly.
AUGAUCAUUGGCUUUUUAUUACUAUUGUAUGUUCAUCAUUUGAAUGGUGUCUUCAGCCCUGACCGAACUGUUUAUGAUGCUUAUGGAGUAAAAAUUGCUGUGAAUGAGAUUCUUCUUGUACACGCUCAAAACGCUCGAAAUCCACCGAGUUUUUUUAUUCAAUUUUCACCGUACAACAACACACAAAGUUCAUCUCAAUGUUUCAUUAACUGUCUUGAUAGUUCACAAAAUUAUUAUGUCUAUACUGUUGCUGUUGGCAAAAAACCAAAUAAAAAUCAAAUACAAUUUUUCUUUGCUGGUGAAUGGAUCAAUGAUAACAGUCGACCAUUUAUUGGGGUAGCAACAUACAAUCUAACGAAUAAUCUCUCCGAUUCACCGAACUCUUGUGCUAACAGCUUCUCUUACUCUAUCCAAUAUCUAGACAAUUAUGAACAUCAAGAGUACUAUGUCAUCGGAGUUGAACCGAAAGACCUUCUUGUCUAUGGAUUUUCGAAUGCAUUUGUCACCAUAUUCGAUUCUCCGAAUGUUUUAAUUUUUGAAUCAUGGAAUAGAAGUUUAACAUGGUCAAAUAGUUCAUUUAUACCUCGUGCUGUUGAAAUUAAUGACAACUUCGGCAUCAUCGCCGGCUUCGUUCAAAAUGAUCCCAAAGAAAGAGUAAAAUAUAGUCCCAUUAUUUAUCUGCUCAAUUUUAAUUCAUCAAAUCAUCGUCCAAUUAUUGUUGACCAAUAUAUAGGAACAGCUACUCCAGGUACAUGA